This is a messenger RNA of Paramisgurnus dabryanus, 2835 nucleotides long. The record is from RefSeq and is a predicted model, not a curated record. NCBI's taxonomy places the organism in Eukaryota, Metazoa, Chordata, Actinopteri, Cypriniformes, Cobitidae.
AUCUCUGAUGAUUAUAAUAUCAGUGUAGGAACAACACUGUCUCAUCUGCAGUCAUCAGAGUACCUCUGUUCCCAUAACUGACACCAAAUAUUCUGCCCUGAGGAGAAUUCUUCUUUUCUGGUUUGUGGAAAUGGCUGGGAGAAUAAUUUUUCUCAUUGGAUCACUUAUACAAGGAUUUUUGUGUGGCUUCGAUAUUAUUCUGCCAAAUAAUACAACAGUUCUGAAUGGAUCUUGUGCUUUCAUACCAUGCACAUUUGACAUUGAAACAAAAUAUAAUAAUAAACUCACUGAUAGUGCAAAGAGAAUCUGGUAUAAAGAUGAACAGAAGGAUGUGAAAGUGUUUGACUCCAGGAGCCCUAGCACAGGUCUGCUUAAAGGAUCAAUAUUUGGCAAAGCCACAGAGAAAAACUGCACCACCCGCUUUGAUUAUCUCACUCAGAAUAACAGCGGAAGAUAUUACUUCAGACUGGAAGGCAACAAUGAUCUAAAAAAUACCUUUGCUUCAAAAAUUGAAAUUCAUGUAAUAGCCUCUCCACCCAAACCCACAUUGAGUCUCUAUACACAGCAGGUGGAGGUGAUCGAGGGAUCAUCUGUGAGUCUACGCUGCUCUGCUAUGAUUUACUGCUCCUCUCUUCCUCCGGCUCUCACGUGGAGCUCCUCUCCCAAACACCUCCUCAAUAACAGCAUCAAUGGACAGCAGCAGCAGAUCCAGAACAAACUGAUCUCAGAUCUGAACUUCACUGUAACACAUCAACAGCAUAGAGCAAAUUUCACCUGUAUUAUAUCUUACCAGCUACUGUACAGGAACACAUCUGCACAAGAAUCGCUGACACUAUAUGUUCAAUAUGCUCCUAAAAACACAUCAGUGUUUGUGAAUCCGUCUGGUUUUGUUCUGGAGGGUCAUUCAGUUUCUCUCAUCUGCAGCAGUGAUGGGAAUCCACCUGUGAUCAACUACACCUGGUACAGAUACACUGAAGGACAGCUGAAAUAUCUCCAGAACGGAUCAAAUCUCAUCUUUAAUAAGAGCAAGUCGACAGACAGCGGUGGAUACUACUGCACUGCUCAGAAUAAACACGGCACCCAAAACUCUUCAGCACUGCUGGAUAUUCAGUAUGCUCCUAAAAACACAUCAGUGUUUGUGAGUCCGUCUGGUUUUGUUCUGGAGGGUCAUUCAGUUUCUCUCAUCUGCAGCAGUGAUGGAAAUCCACCUGUGAUCAACUACACCUGGUACAGAUACACUGAAGGACAGCUGAAAUAUCUCCAGAACGGAUCAAAUCUCAUCUUUAAUAAGAGCAAGUCGACAGACAGUGGUGGAUACUACUGCAUUGCUCAGAAUAAACAUGGCACCCAAAACUCUUCUGCACUGCUGGAUAUUCAGUAUGCUCCUAAAAACACAUCAGUGUUUGUGAAUCCAUCUGGUUUUGUUCUGGAGGGUCAUUCAGUGUCUCUCACCUGCAGCAGUGGUGGAAAUCCACCUGUGAUCAACUACACCUGGUACAGAUACACUGAAGGACAGCUGAAAUAUCUUCAGAACGGAUCAAAUCUCAUCUUUAAUAAGAGCAAGUCGACAGACAGUGGUGGAUACUACUGCACUGCUCAGAAUAAACAUGGCACCCAAAACUCUUCUGCACUGCUGGAUAUUCAGUUGCUGGGGCUUUACUAUGAUUUCUCUUCUCCUUCAGAUGCUCCUAAAAACACAUCACUGUUUGUGAAUCCGUCUGGUUUUGUUCUGGAGGGUCAUUCAGUGUCUCUCACCUGCAGCAGUGAUGGAAAUCCACCUGUGAUCAACUACACCUGGUACAGAUACACUGAAGGACAGCUGAAAUAUCUCCAGAACGGAUCAAAUCUCAUCUUUAAUAAGAGCAAGUUGACAGACAGCGGUGGAUACUACUGCAUUGCUCAGAAUAAACAUGGCAUCCAAAACUCUUCUGCACUGCUGGAUAUUCAGUACCCCCCUAAAAUAACUGGGUCCUCGUGUAACCAUAGCAACAUCAUCACAUGCUUCUGUGAGGUUUAUGGAAACCCUGUCCCAACACUGGAAUGGAGUCUGUCUGGUCAACCUGUCAAUCAUACCUCCACCAGCACAUUUAUAAUUCAAGAGCAACUGGGGGUCACAGGACUUAGGACCACCCUUACUGUCCAUCAAACGCUUACAGUCACAUCCACUCUGCAGUGUGGCAGCAGCAACAUCCACGGCACCACCAUCAAUCAGUUUCUACAGCCUCAGACUAAUCCUUCGGGUGUGGACCGCUUUCUGUUGGCUGGAUUUGUUACUGGAGCAUUAGUGAUGCUGAUAUUAUGUAUCGUGUUAUGCUUCUGUAUGCGAAGACACAACUGCAAACCAUCACAGGCCAGACAAGAAGACUCAUCUGGAUUAGUUCUCAAAAAACAAGCUGUUGUUCUGGAUAAAGAGGACGCCUGUUAUGCCAAUGCAGCAGUCACCCUAAAUUCAACCGAGUCUCUUCAUUACGCCUCCAUUGUCUUUACAAACACUAAACCAUCAUCAUCAGGUGAGAUCAGGGCCAUCUCCUCGCUCAACACAGAAUACGCAGAGGUUCGACGUCGCUCUACGGGUGUGACGGAGGCGAUAAAGAGUUCAGCAGAUGUUAUGGACACCAAAACAAACAAAAGCAAAGAAAACAAAAAGAGCACAGAAGUGUCAUCACAACCAGUGGAAAGAGAGUAUGAAAAUAUCAUCAACGCUAGGUUGAUCAAUUAAUAAUGACAAAUAUGAUGGAUGAUCUGGAGACUGAUGCACUAAAAUUGGUCAACUUUUAACCUUAACCCCUUCAGACCUAACAAGUCCUUUUUGCGUCUUUAAAAAUAUGGUUGGAA